Molecule: messenger RNA, 3559 nt
Organism: Mesocricetus auratus (golden hamster)
Lineage: Eukaryota; Metazoa; Chordata; Mammalia; Rodentia; Cricetidae
Product: zinc finger protein 382
Exons: 4
Coding region: 1312-2835 (507 amino acids)
Biological process (GO): negative regulation of transcription by RNA polymerase II
Molecular function (GO): RNA polymerase II cis-regulatory region sequence-specific DNA binding; DNA-binding transcription repressor activity, RNA polymerase II-specific
Source: RefSeq, a predicted model, not a curated record
GUUUAUUACCAUGUGGGUGUUGGUCCCAGGUCCUCUGUAAGAGCAAUAAGUGCUCUUAGUUACUGAGCCAUCUCUCUAGCCCCUUCUCUAAUCUUCUAUUGAUUCUUGUCUUCCAGAAGUUCCUACCAACUGUGACCUGUCAGGGGAAACCUGCUCAGUAUUCAAUACUAUUGUAGGUUUAUCCUUUUCUUUUUUCUGUCUUCUAAAAGUUUACAUUCAAUUGCAGGAGAAGAAGAUACAUGUGCUAGUCCACUCUUGAAGUAGUCUAUCCUUGAAUCAACCUCAGUACCUUAUCCUAUUUUCAUUUUUUCUUUCAUAAAAUUCCCCGUCUCCCAAUCCUUCAAGUAUUGGUUUUCCCCCAAGUUUUAAUUGGUUCACGUUUUUGACAUCCUUGUUUCCUGUAUACACAGUUACAUUUGCUUUGGAAGACCACACGGAAUUUGAUUCUGUGACUAUCAGAUACCUCAGCCCAUGCUAGGCAUCUGUCUAGACAGAGCACCGGGACCACAUAUUCAGCAUGCAGGGCCUGGGAAUGUAGCUCUGUGAGCAGCGCUGCUUAGCAUGCUUGGAGCUCCUGGCUCAAUCCACAGCGCCACAUUAGCUGGACAUGGUGGUACAGGUCUGUAUUCUAAAUGUCCUGAAACAGGUUAGAGACCCACCUGGAAUAUGUAAGACCUUGUCUCAAAACCAAACAAACUGUAAUAGUCACCACCCACCCAUUCCAUACACUCAUCAGUUCCUUCACGACCUUCUGUGGUCCCGCCUGAUGUUUCCUCUGCUUCCUGUUCUAAUAUUCUUCUCUUUCUUUCUUUUUCGUUGUUUGUCUUGAGACAGGACUUCCUUGAAUGGUCCUAGUGAUCUGGAACUCACUGAGUAGCCAAGGCUGGCCUUGAACCUGCAGCAGUCCUCCUGUAUCUGCCUCCUGAGUCCCGGGAUUAGAGGCAUGCACCACUACAGCCGGCUCUCUCCACUUCCCCUCUCCCGGCUCUCACAUACUUACUUAUCCAGAGAACCCAAAAGCUGUGCCCGUCCUCUUCAGCCUACAGGCGGUCAUAACCAGUUCUCUUAAACUGCAUCAUGUGGGAACCAGUGGUCCUUCUUAGCCCACUAAUCUCUGCAGCGUAAUCUCCAACAGUGGUUACCUUCUCCAGUCUUGAGGAGUACUACCUCCAGUAGCCGGAAUGGUGACACACACCUCCAGUCUUCAGGGAAUCUGAGGGAUCCGUGUCGUUCAAGGAUGUGACUGUGGACUUCACCCAGGAGGAGUGGCAGCAGCUAGACCCCGCUCAGAAGGCCCUCUACAGGGACGUGAUGUUAGAAAACUACUGCCACUUCAUCUCUGUGGGAUUUCACAUAACAAAGCCUGAUAUGAUCCGCAAAUUGGAACAAGGAGAAGAGCUAUGGACAGAGAGAAUUUUUCCAAGUCAAAGUUAUCUGGAAGAUGAAGAUGUUUUGGUGAAGUUAAAAGACUGUCAAGACAAGCAUUCUAAAUCCAUUGUAAUCAUCAACCACAAGAAAUUAAUUAAGGAGAGAAGCAGCAUUUAUGGGAAAACACUGGGCAAGAACCAUAUUAUUUCCAAAACACUAUGUGAAUAUAAAUCUGGUGGGAAGGUUUUGAAAAAUAUUUCAGAAUUCAUUAAUAGAGAUAUAAACCCCAGAAGAGAGAAAUUCGGUGAUAAUGGAUGGGAGAAAUCAGUCCUGGAUUCCAAGCAUGAGAAAACUCAUGCGGAAGCCACCUUCCAUAAGCAAGUACAAAGGGGUCUCGGUCCUAAACAGCUGGCUCACCACCCAGGGACCCAGAUUCCAGAACAGCCUUUUGAAUGCAACGAAUAUGACAGCUCCUUCCUUAUGAGAGGAAUGGUGUUUCCAAAUAAUAGAGCUCCCCUAGCAGAUGGAAGCUUCAACUUCAACAAAGACGAGAUGGCUUUUUUAGAAAAGUCAGACGUUGGUAUUCAUCCGCAUAGUCUUAUGGAAAAGAGAUCCUCCACGUACAACAAAUACGGGAAAUUCCUCUGCAGAAAGCCAGUUUUUGUCAUGCACCCCCGACCUCAGAUGGAGGAGAAGCCCUUCCAGUGCCCUUACUGUGGGAACAGCUUUCGCAGGAAGUCCUACCUCAUUGAGCACCAACGGAUCCACACGGGCGAGAAGCCCUAUAUCUGCAGCCAGUGUGGAAAAGCCUUCCGUCAGAAGACCGCCCUGACGCUUCACGAAAAAACACACACGGAGGGGAAGCCCUACCUUUGUAUGGACUGUGGGAAGUCCUUCCGCCAGAAGGCGACCCUCACCAGACACCACAAGACACACACGGGGGAGAAGGCAUACGAGUGCACUCAGUGUGGAAACGCCUUCAGGAAAAAGUCGUACCUCGUCGACCACCAGAGAACUCACACGGGGGAGAAGCCCUAUCAGUGCACUGUGUGUGAGAAGGCGUUCAUCCAGAAAACAACCCUGACUGUCCACCAGAGGACUCACACCGGGGAGAAGCCCUACAUCUGCACCGACUGUGGCAAGUCCUUCUGUCAGAAGACAACUCUCACCCUCCACCAGAGAAUUCACACCGGGGAGAAGCCCUACAUCUGCAAUGACUGUGGCAAGUCCUUCCGCCAGAAGGCAAUCCUCACCGUCCACUACAGAAUCCACACGGGAGAAAAGUCCAAUGGCUGUCCCCAGUGUGGGAAAGCCUUCAGCAGGAAAUCUAACCUCAUCCGCCACCAGAAAACUCACACAAGAGAAAAGCCCUAUGAGUGUAAAGAAUGCGGAAAAUUCUUCAGUUGUAAGUCAAACCUCAUUGCCCACCAGAAAACUCACAAGGCAGAAAACGUGAGAAGUCAGUGAAUGGUGUGAUUUUUUUUAUUUGUUUUUUUUUAGCUUUUUGAGACAGGGUCUCACUAUGUAGCCUUGGCUGCCCUAGAGCUUGUUAUAUAGACCAGGCUGGCCUCGAACUCACAGAGAUCCGCCUGCCUCUGCCACCCCAGUGCUGGGGUUAAAGGCGUGCACCACCACCUUUAUUUUCUUUAUUUUAGUACUGAGCAUUUUUAAGUUCUAUUCCUUAUAUUUACUGCUUUGCUAACCUGUCAUACACACAAAUACUAUUGGAUAAAUUAAGUGACAAAAAAAUGAAGGCUUCAUUUUUGUAUUACUGGACUCAGCAGACUACAGUGACCUCUGAUGAACUACUAUACACAUGUCAUUUGCUUAUUUUCAGUCUCAUGAGGUAUAUUACUUGUGAAUCAGUAACAGACCAAUGGCCAAAUGCAGCUUGUCUGUAUGAAAUGAAAAUCGUUACCUCCUCAGCAUUAACUACAGUUCCGACUUAACGCUUUGUAAAUUGGGAUCCACACAUUAUAAACCUUACAUAAAAUCGAUUGCUUACCAAAUGUUCUCUCCUUCACGCACAGCUCGCUGCCUCGGUCCGGUCACGAGUGCAUGUGGCAGAAGUUCAUUAUUUAUCCUGUGUAGAAUCCCAUUGUAUAAGUAUAUCACUUUUACCCCUUCUGCUGCCAGUGGACUUUUGCAGAGUUGGCUGCUUGAGGUCAUAAUAAAAAUAUACAUGUACGCA